AUGGCGACCCCUCUCCCCCCCUCAUUCACCAUCCCCGCCACCACCACAGAAACCCGUCGGGACCCUCUUCAACACGGUGAACUGCCGCCACUCCUCGAAGGCGGCCUCACUGCCAAGAACGUCUGGAAGAACCUGGAUUGGAAGCACGUCCUCGCCCUCGGACUCACCCCUCUGAUCGCCUUUUAUGGAAUCUUGACGACCGAGGUCCAGACAAAGACUCUGAUCUGGUCUAUUAUCUAUUACUUUGCCACCGGUCUUGGCAUCACCGCCGGAUACCAUCGUUUGUGGGCUCAUCGUUCAUACAGCGCAGGUCCCGCAAUGUCAUUCAUCCUGGCCCUACUGGGCGCCGGAGCCGUCGAGGGGUCAAUCAAGUGGUGGUCCCGUGGCCACCGCGCCCACCACCGCUGGACCGACACCGAGAAAGACCCUUACUCUGCCCAUCGCGGCCUGUUCUUCUCCCACGUUGGCUGGAUGCUUGUCAAGCGGCCCGGAUGGAAGAUCGGCCACGCCGAUGUCGAUGAUCUCAACAAGAGCAAGCUGGUCGUCUGGCAACACAACAACUACGUCGCCCUCAUCAUCCUUAUGGGCGUCGUCUUCCCUACUGCCGUCGCUGGGUUGGGCUGGGGUGAUUGGCGUGGAGGUUACUUCUUUGCGGCGAUCUUGCGUCUGGUCUUUGUUCACCAUGCCACCUUCUGUGUCAACUCGCUUGCCCACUGGCUCGGUGAGGGUCCCUUUGAUGACCGCCACUCCCCCCGCGAUCAUUUCAUUACGGCUUUCGUGACUCUCGGUGAGGGCUACCACAACUUCCAUCACCAGUUCCCUCAGGAUUACCGUAACGCCAUUCGAUUCUACCAGUACGACCCCACCAAAUGGUUAAUCGCUACCUGCGCCUUCUUCGGCUUCGCCUCCCACCUCAAGACCUUCCCCGAGAACGAAGUCCGCAAGGGUCAGCUCCAAAUGAUCGAGAAGCGCGUCAUGGAGAAAAAGACAAAGCUCCAGUGGGGAACCCCCAUUGCAGAGUUGCCCAUCAUGUCCUUUGAAGAUUUCGAGCACGCCUUCAAGAACGACAACAAGAAGUGGAUUCUGUUGGAGGGUGUUGUGUACGAUGUUGCGGAUUUCAUGGCCGAGCACCCUGGUGGAGAGAAAUAUAUCAAGAUUGGUAUUGGCAAGGAUAUGACGGCGGCUUUCAACGGUGGGAUGUAUGACCACAGCAACGCUGCACGUAACUUGCUUAGCUUGAUGCGUGUGGCUGUAGUCGAGUUUGGAGGUGAGGUCGAGGCUCAGAAGAAGAACCCCUCGGUCCCUGUCUAUGGAGAGCAACACUCCAAGGAAGAGUAA
Messenger RNA from Linnemannia hyalina, 1338 nucleotides. The record is from the annotation of a GenBank genome assembly. NCBI's taxonomy places the organism in Eukaryota, Fungi, Mortierellomycota, Mortierellomycetes, Mortierellales, Mortierellaceae.